AUGGAUGUGAAGCGCAGAACCAUACGCACUCUAGUCUCCAAGCUGAGCUCGGUGUCGGAGCGAACCCGGGAGGAGGCCCUAGCGGAGUUGCGACUCAUCACAAAGCACGACGAAGAGAGCCGGCCGAUCGUCGCCGAAGCAGGGGCCAUACCUUACCUGGCCGAGACUCUCUACUCCUCCUCCCACGAAUCUCAAGACAACGCCGCCGCGACCCUGCUCAACAUCUCCAUCUCCUCACGCGACUCCCUCAUGUCCACGCGCGGCUUGCUGGACGCGCUCUCCCACGCACUCGGCCACCACGCCACCGCCACCUCUCCCACCGCCGUCCAGUCCGCCGCCGCCACGCUCCACAGCCUGCUCGUCGUCGACUCCUACCGCCCCAUCAUCGGAUCCAAAAGGGACAUCGUCUACUCCUUGAUUGAGAUUGUGAGGAGCCCGAAAUCGCCGCCGCGGUCGAUCAAGGACGCGCUCAAGGCCCUGUUCGGCAUCGCUCUGUACCAGCUGAACCGAUCCGUCAUGAUUGAUCUCGGAGUCGUCCCGCCGCUGUUCUCGCUGGUGCUCAAGGACGGGAGGGUCGGGAUCGUUGAGGAUGCGACGGCGGUGAUCGCUCAGAUCGCCGGGUGCGAGGAGAGCGAGGCGGAAUUCGGCCGGGUCUCCGGAAUCAGGGUGUUGGUGGAUCUGUUGGACGUUGGGACGGGUUCCAGUGGUAGGGUUAAGGAGAACGCUGUUGGAGCGCUGCUGAACCUGGUCAGAAGCGGCGGCGAGAAGGUCCUGCGAGAGGUGAAGGAAUUGGGGGUCACGGCGUUGGAAGGAAUCAGGGAUGUAGCCGAGGGAGGGAGCUCGAAAGGGAAGAGCAAAGCGAUGGCUUUGCUGGAAGUGAUUGAAGGCGGAUCCAUGAACGGGAACCCACAGUUCUACUCCCUUUUCGACCAUCACUCGUCUUGA
Messenger RNA from Linum tenue, 945 nucleotides. The record is from the annotation of a GenBank genome assembly. Lineage: Eukaryota; Viridiplantae; Streptophyta; Magnoliopsida; Malpighiales; Linaceae.